CUCCUCCCCGUGCAUCGCCACGUUCUGCUCGUGGUCUGCCUCCUGCUGCUCCCCUAGCUUCUGGUAGUCCCAAGGCUGAUGAAGAUAUGUCAUCAUCCACAGAGGAGCUGAGCUGGUCCCGAAGCAGUGAUGAAGAUGUGGCUGCUAAUAACAAGGAUGAAGAUGGCGACAGCACAGACUUAUCUUCGGACUCGGAUCAUAAUCCAAAGCGCUCAGAAGCAUAUUGGCGUAGUAAACUUGACAAAGAGCGCGCUGUCGUAAAGGCAUUACAGCGUCAAAAAGAAGCGUGCAAUAAAGACAUUACGUUCCUGAGCCAAUCGGUGGAUGACCUUACGAAUGAAAAGCAAGCCUUACAAACUAAAUACGAGUCAGAAAAGACAUCCAAAGAGCGGUUCCAAGAUGACUUAUCGUGUGUGACAGAUAAGCUGAAUGAAGCCACUGAAACGGUCAGACAACUUGUUACUGAGAAAGCUGAAUUGGAGAAAGCCAUAAAUGAGCUACGAAACAGCCAUGAAACAGCCUUAGGCGAAGAAAAAGCCAAGCAUGAAAAGUCCAAAUCUUCAGAGACUUUGUCAAAUGAAAAACUGCAAGCACAGCUGCGGCAUUCACAGGAUCAAGUCCGUGUCCUCAAGGCAACGAUGGAGCAAUUCUUGCGCAUGGGCAUCUUCAGCGAGGACAUAUCUGUCUAUAGCGAUAUUACCUCAAAAUAUAGCACAACCACCAAAUCAAGUGCCAUCGAGUCGUUUGUUCAAGAACAACGUCAAGAACAGCAACACACUGCGGUGACAGCAGUAGUCACCUCAGCAUUAUCCAAGCCAGAAGAAAUCAAGGAGUCAUCCCAGAUGAACGACAAACCAACAACAACAACAGCGGCAACAAAGAAAGAAUUACCAGAAAUCAAGUCCGUCGCUGAUUUAGACAUGCAUUUGAGAGAACUCCUUCGGGAAAAGGAACUCGUACGUGGAUUUUAUAUUCUUGUUGUAUUCCUAAUUCUUCUUGUUUUAUUCUCCUGAAAAAUCCUUCACCUAGCGACCCCCUCUCAUCCUCAUAUUUAUUGUUCUUAUUUACUACGCUACCUUAUUUUUCGUACUCUUAUUACCACUUUACUACUACCAUUUCUGGCUAUCCGAAUAAUUGAUUUUAAU
Zychaea mexicana is the source of this 1145-nucleotide messenger RNA. RefSeq lists its product as uncharacterized. The record is from RefSeq and is a predicted model, not a curated record. The transcript has 5 exons. The coding region runs from base 87 to 1013 and encodes 308 amino acids. Lineage: Eukaryota; Fungi; Mucoromycota; Mucoromycetes; Mucorales; Lichtheimiaceae.